Messenger RNA from Schizosaccharomyces japonicus yFS275, 1304 nucleotides. Its product is annotated as mevalonate kinase Erg12. Gene Ontology annotation, biological process: isopentenyl diphosphate biosynthetic process, mevalonate pathway; isoprenoid biosynthetic process. The coding region runs from base 9 to 1304 and encodes 431 amino acids. The record is from RefSeq and is a predicted model, not a curated record. Gene Ontology annotation, molecular function: mevalonate kinase activity; ATP binding. NCBI's taxonomy places the organism in Eukaryota, Fungi, Ascomycota, Schizosaccharomycetes, Schizosaccharomycetales, Schizosaccharomycetaceae. The transcript has 2 exons. Gene Ontology annotation, cellular component: cytoplasm.
CUUUCCUCAUGACCAUUACUUCUGCCCCAGGAAAGCUCAUUUUAUUCGGUGAACACGCUGUUGUUUAUGGAGCUCAAGCUGUUGCUGCCGCAGUUUCCUUACGCACAUACUGUUUCACUGAACAUGUUUCAGAACCAAUUUUGAAGGUUACGCUUGCAGAUGCCCACACAACAGCAUCUUGGUCUCUUGCUGACCUGCCAUGGUCCCUAGUGCCAAAAAUAGACGUUAACAAAGCGCCAAAAUCACUGGAUCAGAAACUUGUGAAGGGUGUCCAUUCAUUGUUGGAAUGCUACGUCACAAAUCCUCUUAUCCACAGUGCCUUCUUUUGCAUACUGUACAUGUACAUGUUUCUUGGUUCUUCCAGCGAGGGUACCGCAAUCGUCAUCCGCUCAAAUGUCCCUCUUGGUGCAGGACUUGGAAGCAGCGCUACCGUAUCUGUGAGUGUUGCUUCAGCUCUCCUGCUCAAUAAAGGCGUCCUGUCUUUCCCAUCUAACCCUUCUUCCAAGGACUCAAACAGUCCCACUCAAGCUGCUAGUACUACCGUUGACGGACAUACUGCAUCCCAAACGUCGCAGUGUACUUCUCCCGGUCCUAGCGACAGCGGUCGGCUUAUUGAGGCUUGGUCCUUUGUCGGCGAGUGUUGCAUUCACGGUAAUCCUAGCGGUAUUGACAACGCCGUAGCCACGCACGGCGGCGUCGUCACUUUUACUAAGUCAACGAGUUCGCAGCCGUCGCGUAUGCAGGUGCUGCAAGGUGUUACGAGCCUCCCAAUCAUGAUUACCGAUACUAAGCAGCCCAAGAGCACAAAGCAGCUAGUUCAAAAUGUUGCGAAGCUUGUGCAGGAUAUGCCUGCGCCUAUGCGAGCCUUAAUGGCUACUAUUGACAGCGUUUCCAAAAGCGCUGUGGAGCUUCUUUGCUCGAGACAAUUGGCUCGUGAACAACUUCUGCCGAAAAUUGGUCAGCUCGUUGAAUUGAACCAGAAAUUACUCGAGUGUCUUCAUGUGUCGCACCCCACUCUUGAACGUGUAAUAGAUGCGGCUAAGCGAAUCGGCUGGACAAAGCUUACCGGUGCUGGUGGUGGGGGCUGCGCCUACACAGUGCUACGCGGCGCGGAUAUUGAAGAUGACGUCAACGAAGUGAUCGAGCAGCUCCGUUCUCUUGGCAACGAGACCUACGCGGUUGAACUGGGAGGACCAGGUGCAGCCGUUUGGGUUGCACCGAUCGACGAAAAAACAAGUACACAAACCGACGCUUUUUUUACGCGCAUUCAACAGAGCGACCAAAGUUGGGCAUAUUGGAGUUAA